Microplitis demolitor is the source of this 10708-nucleotide messenger RNA. RefSeq names its product apolipophorins (gene apolpp). The transcript has 13 exons. Lineage: Eukaryota; Metazoa; Arthropoda; Insecta; Hymenoptera; Braconidae. The record is from RefSeq and is a predicted model, not a curated record. Gene Ontology annotation, biological process: lipid transport. The coding region runs from base 191 to 10375 and encodes 3394 amino acids. Gene Ontology annotation, molecular function: lipid carrier activity.
GUUGAGAGGGCAGGAGAGUUUACGAGAGCAUAAAAGCACCGGACCAAGAAAACUGCGACCGUUGUAUUCAACGGAGUCGUUGCUUUAAUACCUAAUUUUAAAAAACUCUUAUUUUUUUUUUUUAUAAUACAUAUAUUAAUUUUUAAUUAUUUAUAUUUGUGACAGUGUGACAUUUAAAUCUCGUACCAUCAUGGGACAUCCGCCCCGGCUUAUGUCCGCGGGUCUAAUCACCGCUUUUUUUGCAUGUCUUUUUACAACCGCCUUUGCAAAUCAAUGUACAGUUGGAUGCCAUGGAAUGCAAACAAGUAAAGGUUACACACAAGGACACACAUACAUGUAUGAAUACGAAGGAACAUCGGUAACUUCAGUAAGCGAAGUUGAAGGCGACUCGAGCGUAAAACUCAGCGCAUUAGUUGAAUUAGCCGUCAAGCCAGACUGUAUUCAUCAAUUGAGACUGAAAAAUGUCCGCGUUAACGGUGCUCCGGUACCGCAAAAAGACGUGGAAAAAUACGCUUUUCAGUUCAAUUACCAUGACGGCCACAUUGACACAAGCGUUUGCACGGAACCCGAAGACUCCCAGGCGUCUCUUAACAUCAAACGUGCCAUUUCUUCGCUGUUUCAAUCCGCCGUGAUGCAGGAUUCCGGUGUAACGACACACCGGGAGACAGAUGUAUUUGGUACCUGCCAAACGGACUUUGAGUUCCAUCAUGAGGGCGAUUCAACAACCGUACGAAAGUACAAGAACCUCAGCAAGUGUUCGCACCGGGAAAAUAUACGCCACGCUUUGAUAAAGGCCAUCUAUGAUGAGACAUCAGACAUAAAAUCCUCACCGGUUCUUGAUUCCGAGCAGCAAAUUGAGCAGGUUUUCAAACAAGGCGUUCUUCAAUCUGCUAAAUCUGACGAAACUUACAAAUACCGUCCAUUUUCUAAUGCCGACACUGGAGCCAAAACAACCGUUCACUCAACUUUAACAUUCAAAUCCGAUAACGCUGACCCCGCGGCAGCCGCUCCAGUAUCUCGGCCCAGAUCAUUGAUAUUCGAAAAUCCUCAUCCAGUUACCGAGUCAUCGUCCCCGGAGGCAAUAAUGUCCGCAUUGAAAGAAGUCAAAGAAGAAGAAACACCCGAAGGAGUCAAAGAUGGCGUUGCCGAAAAAUUCGGCGCGCUCGUUAAAGUUCUUCGUAAAAGUUCCAAAAAUCACAUGCUGUCGGCCUACAAUAAAGUCAAGGCUGGAGUAAGUGGCUUUGACAAAAAUACCGACAAAAAAAUUCUUAUCGAUGCUCUGUUUCGUACAGGAACAGGUGAUUCAGCAGAAGUUAUUAUUGAACUAAUAAAUAACAAAGAAAUUACUGGUUUAUAUCUGUUAGCUUAUUACGCAAGUUUGUCGCUGAUUAAUCAUGUAAGUUUGCCAACUAUUACUGCAGUAACGACACUUUUGAACCGUCCAAAACUCCCUCGCAUUGCGUAUCUGGGAAUCGGUCGCGUGAUUGGUAAAUACUGUCAGGAACAUGACUGCGAAAAUGCCGAUGAAGUUAAAGCUGCACUUGCUAAAAUAGCUACUAAACUGAGCAACCCUAAGCCCGAUAAUCGUGAUCAGGAGACCAUCAUCAUUGCUGCAUUGAAGGCACUUCGUAAUGCUAAAUAUCUUGAUGAUCCGACGAUAGAUAAGAUAAUGGGAAUUGUUAAUGAUAAAACAGUACAUCCGCGAGUACGUGUUGCUGCUAUUGAAGCCCUUACUGCUAAAUGUUCACCGAAAUGGGAGCACCCACUUCUGAAAGUAUUUGGCGACAAAGAGGAAGACAGUGAGAUAAGAAUAAAAGCAUAUUUAAGUUUAGUUGAAUGUCCAGGAGGGAAAAUUGCCAAUGAGUUGAAGAAAAUAAUUGACACUGAAACAGUUAAUCAAGUUGGAUCUUUUGUGACAAGUCAUCUGCGUAACUUGCGAGCAAGUACUGAUCCCAACAAGCAAAAUGCCAAGAGGCAUUUCGGCGAAUUGCGACCGCGCACUAAAUUCCCUGAGGACUUCCGUAAGUUUUCAUUCAAUCGUGAGUUCUCAUACAACAUUGAUACUCUUGGUAUUGGUUCUGUUGCUGAGCAAAAUGUAAUUUACAGUCAAAAGAGUUUCGUACCACGAUCUGCUAGUUUGAAUUUAAUUACUGAAUUGUUUGGACGGUCGUUCAAUUUCUUGGAGAUUGACGCUCGUUCUGAGAAUUUAGAUCGUCUUAUUGAGUAUUACUUUGGUCCUAAAGGUCUCAUAAAACGUAAAGAAGCUGCGGAGUUGAUUAGUGAUGGUAAGGAAAAUUUUGAUGAAGCUUAUAAAAAUGUAAAAGAUUUCGCUAACAGAGUAGGUCGCAAUCGGCGUACUGUCAGCCAGGCUGAGUUGGAUGAAUUCGCACGCAAAGCACGGCCACAAGAAACUGAAGUCGAUGAUAGUUUGGAUAUUGAUAUCUCAAUUCGUAUGUUCGGCGCUGAACUGGCCUAUCUCGAUUUACAAGAAAAACCAGGAUCUCACAAUUCAAAUACUGCGAUGAACAACUUGAUGGAUCUCAUUGCCCAAAUCUUUGAUGGAAUGAAAAACAUCAAUGUCCAAAACACACAUCACAAUAAUUUCAUGGACAUGGACUUGGUUUAUCCAACUGGUUUGGGAUUCCCGCUUGUCGUUGGUGUUGAAGGUAAUGCAGUAACUCAGAUAAAAGCCAACGGAAACAUUGAUAUGAAACACAUCAUGAAAGACCCGAAAAAUGCGGUAGUAAAAAUUGGAUUGGAACCUAGCGCAAAUAUUGCACUGGAAGCCAGUUUAAUGAUGGAAACAUUUGACACUGAAUCAGGUCUAAAAAUCAUCAGUCGUAUGCAUACAUCAACUGGCUCAGACUUUUCACUGAAGGUAUUGGACGGCAACGGGGUUGAGGUUAAUUUCGGCGUACCCAAGAAGAAGCAAGAGAUCAUCAGUCUGUCGAGUCAGGUCUUCUUCGUCGACGGAAAGGGAAAUUUGAAGGCUCCGAAAUUCUCUUCAGGCAAACAGCACAGCGACUGCUUUGACCAGUUUUCAAAAAUAUUGGGCGUUACUGUCUGCGGACACUUCUCGUAUCCUUAUGACAGCAUUGACGCUGUUCACAAGAAGCCUCUGUUCCCACUUGGAGGACCAGCCAAGUUUUCAAUCAGCAUUGAAAACAACGACGCGACCAGCUACUGGUUUAAGACUUACUACGACAAGAGCAAACCUGACGAGCGGUCAUUCGAGAUGACUUUUGAUACACCAAACAGUCGUACCAAAAGACGAGUUGCUUUGCGUAUUGAAGCUGCAAAUAAACCGGAAGAGAAGUACAUUAAGGCUUCUUUGGAGUCACCAAUAAAAACAAUCAAUGGUGAAAUAAAGCUCGAGAAUACCGACAAGAAGAAGGCACUUUCGGUGGUGGUUAAUCACGAUUCUGAUGAGUACCGUGCGACUGUAGGUCUUCAGGCUGAUGGCAACAAAUACAAGCCUAUUUUGGAGUACAAAAUUCCAGACCAUAUUGAAAAACUGAGCGGUUCCACGAGUGGAAAACCCGUCUACCGAGUAGAAGGUGACAUUGGAGUUGAUAACCAAGAUGGCGGUAAAAAAUACUCGUUCAAUCAGGUAUCGUUGCUUGCUUCUGACAAAAAAAUUCUUGGUCUCAAUGGUUUCGUUGCUAUUAAACCAGACGCUAUUAUGGUGGAGACUACAGCUUCGCACAAUGAUGAAAGUGUGAAGAUUAGUUUCGACGGGAAACGAUUACCUGAAGGUUUUGACACAAAUCUUGCAGUAAUACCUUCGAAAAAUCCGGAAGUCGGUUUCCAAGUCCUUUGGCACUACGACCGUGCUAACAAUUUGAUUGAUCACAGCUUUGUAGUAACUUAUGGCCCAGACUUAAAUUCAAAAGUCAACAGAUUCGCGAUCACUGAUCGCUUGGAGUACAAGAAAAAUGACAAGCCAAAUCAUCCGUAUGAUUACUUUACUUCGCUUAAAACAAAGUCUGAAAUAACAUGGCCCGCUCAAGAAGUGUCGGCUAAAUUUGAAAAUGAAGUAUCAUCCAACAAUUGGGAGUCGGAAUUUGAUGUCAAGUAUGGUAAAUUUAAAAUAGGCAGCGAAAUUGAGAUAAAAGUCGAACCGGGAGCGCCACAAAAUUGGGAAGCAGGUUUCGAAGCUUACAUGAUGGACACCAAAAUUUCAAUUGAAGGCAAACACAAAAAAUUAUCCGAGUUCAAGCACAAAUUCGAUGGUAAACUUGAAUUACCUGGUAGUAAAUACGAGGUAGAUUUGCAGUCAGAGUGUCAGAUGGACGAUCAAAAAAAAAAUAUACAAUUUUUGGGUGACUUUAAAAUAAAUGGUAAGAGUUUCAAAGUCGAUUACGGAUUGAAUGCUAAUCCGACUCAUAUAAAUAAUCAUGCUGUUGUUUCUCUGGAAAAUGCUAAGUAUUUAGAUUACUUACUGGACGUACAGAUGGGUCCUAAAGCAUUCGGCAAGCUUAAUUUAAAUGUUAAGAACAUUGUGUCCGCCAAUGGCCAGUACAAUUAUCAGAACGGCAAAGGAACUGGUAACCUUAACAUCAAUCUGCUGACAAUGAACCGCAAGAUGAAGGCAACUGGAGACAUAAACGUAACUGGAGCUCGACAUGUUGGUAACUUUGAAAUAAAUUUCGACGAAAAAGAUCCCAGCAAGUCAAUAAAAAUGUCCACCGACACGGAAAUAGAAAAGACCGCGAUCAACUCAAAGAACUCAAUCGAGUUCUUUACACACAAGUACGAAGUCAAUGGCAAAGGACACUUCAAACGGACCGCGGAGAAUGGCUAUGACUUUAAUCUUGAGGGACAAGCAACUCUGCCCACUGGAAGACAUUUUGUUAUUGAAGGUAAUCAGGUUGUUGAUCGUAGCCCCGAUAAGUCCACAACCAAGGGUACCUACAAUUUGAUGGACUACGAAAAGAAAGGCGGUGAACACCGUAAAUUGAGCUACGACUUCACUAUCGCUCUCGUAGAACCUCUGAGACACGAAUACGACUGCCAACAUACUAUGAAAUUCGUUAACCGUGACGGCAAAGAUGUAAAUCUGUUUAUCAGUACAAAGCAUGCGGAACUAAAAGACAACAAACAUGAUUGUGAAGUAAAAGUAAAUCUCAAAGGUGCUUAUUUAGUGAAGCCAUUUGAUUUCAAUUUGAAUGCCAAGUACGCUGAUAGAAAAGAUAAAACACCAGGAAUGAAUGGCUUCUGGAAAAUAGACUCCUCAUUAGGCAGCGAUUUGUCCUUCAAGGGAACUGGAGAUUUCCAUGACAGCGAGAAUCCAACGGACCCACACGUUGCCAAAAUGGACCUUGCUUUCGUUUUUCCCAGUGAGAAAUUACGCAAUCUUAAGUACAGCGAGUUGCAAAGCAUUUUGGUGCCUGAUGAAUCAGGAAACAAUAAGAUCGAUUAUAAGAGUUCAUAUAUGCUGACUUAUAAUGACGACAAAACUAUUAAGGCUGAGGUUGCUGCCAGCCAGACUGGAGUCAAGCGGGGCGAGGUAAAAGAAGGCAAAGGACAUGUUUCAUUAACUGUUUUAGCCUACCCGCCUCUAACUGUUGAGACUUCUUUCAAACAUGAUCCUACUGGUGAAAUUAAAAAGGGCUCGGGAACGCUGUCUGUCAAUUAUGGAGACGCUAAGACCACUGGAGAAUUGGAUACCGCUUACAAUAAGGAUCUUAGUGACGUUAAAAUUACUGCCAAGGCUACAGUGCCUAUGGAAAAAGUUGAUACUGUUGAAUUUGGACUGGCUCACAAACGGGAGAAAGACGGCCCGUGGAACAAUGACAUAUAUGUCAAAGCGGAUGAUAAAAAAUAUGGAAUAAAUAGCGAGUUUGAAAUGAAUCCUUCUUUACAUCGGGCUCAUUUUAUCAUAACCUGUCCGAGUGGUAAAUUCGAUUUGUCGGCUAAGGUUAAUAAGCUCAGUGAAACUGAAUACAAAGGAGAAUGGAAGAUUGAUUCAACUGGCUACGCUAAAGGGUUCGCGAUUGCCGAUGGUCACGUUAAAUUCGAUAAUAUCGAUAGUUUUAUUAUUGAAAUUAAUUUUGACAGUGACAAAGUUCAACAUCGUAAGAUUCACGCUGAAAUUACUACCGCUCCAGCAGUUAAAACUGGCAAACGCAUUGUUCUGACCGUCACCAGUGAUGGAAAGAAUAUUGUUGUUGGAAGCACAAACUAUAGCAAACGCGACGAAGCAGGUACGGUGAUCGUCGAGGGCAAUGGAAACCUACAAAUUGGUGAGAAUUCACGUAGCUUGAAAUUUACUUACUCUCGUAAACAAUUGACACGUGAAAAUGACGGGCAAGUUGGUACGGCGAUACUUCUUAAUGCCAAUUUCGGACCCUCGGCUGUUGUGGGAGAGCUCAAACUCUCGGACAAGGAAGUACUUGUGUUCAACAGCUACUGCGAGCAGAGCAAAGACUGUGCCCACUUUAAACUACAGUCUACAAUGGACACUGACCACAAGACACGCCUGGAUCAUCAGAUAACUGUCGAAGUUGACCUAAAGAAAUUCAAUGUUCCUGUUGAAUUCGGUUUGAAAACAACAACCAAAUACUUUGCUGAGAAAAUGACAUUCGACCAUGCAGCCAACUUGUAUCUCCACACGUCCAAAGACAAGACCCAGUACUCGUCACAGAUUUACUCCCAUCCAAAAGAAUCUGCAGUGAUACUAACUCUUCCAAGCCGCGAAUUAGCUCUAAUUGCUACUGUCGACAUUCCGCAAUCAAAGACACCAAUGGGUCCCUACAAAAUUGACAUCUCGGCGUAUCUAGAUCGCAAGAAUCAUCCGAAUGACAAGACUAGCUUCGUAGCAAAUGGUGAUAUCAAUGUAGAGAAGAAUGCUGCAACUAUUGCCGGAGAUGCGCGCUUUAUUUAUCCAUCUCAACCCAAGGAAUUGAUGGUCAAAGGAAAACUUCAUUAUGGAGGCGAACAUUUGUUGGACGCCAACGUAGAUAUCGAUCUCUUUGCUAAGAAAGCUCAAAAAAUAACCAUAGUAACUCACAUUGUAAAGCACGAGAUCCCGAAAGGAUACAAUAUAACGGGUGCAUUUGAAAUUGGAAGUCGCGGCCAACAGCUCAAAGUAGAUCUCCAGCAGCAUUUAGUUUUAUCAACUUCUGAAGUAGGCUUCGGUUCCUUCUUGUCAUACACUGACAUCAAUCAGAAGCCACGAAAUGUCGGUUCACUCUUCUCAUUAAAUCUUCACGGAGCUCAUCUGCUGAUCCAGGGUCCAGACAAAGAUCUACUAAGAGCUGACACAACCAUGGAAUGGUCAAAGAAUCUACAGAAAAUCGAGACCGAGUGUUCACUACUCGGUAACCCGCCAGUAGUUGUCAGCUUCGAAGCUCAUGACUUAAACAGCUUCAAGUACCAGAGUUACCAGAAAGACAAGCCAGACACCAAACUGUCAAUCAACGGACGGCUCGUUGUCGGCCAAGUUGCUGAGUAUCACGCGGACUUUUACAAGAAUGGUGAGAAGAAGAAUUUGUUCAGCAUCGGGAUUUAUUUGGACGAAAGCAGAUUCUUGAAGCCUACAUUCGCUUAUCAGAAAGAUAACGUGGCGAUGACUAUUGAUUUCUACCGCGAAUUGUCUGUGAAACGUAUUGAGCAACUGAAGGAAGUAUUCAAAGCAAUUAGUAAUGAAGCCAAUACAGAAUUCCGUGACCUGUUUGAGCAUUUAAAGAAAGCGCAACCCAACUGGAAACCUGCAUUGGAAUACUAUCAAGCUGAGCUGAAAAAAUUGGAGCAGGAGUUGAAUGCCGACACUACUGUCAAAGAGAUCCAAGCGACUUUGAACAAAGUUUUCGGCGGGUUAAUCAAUGCGAUCACUCAAGUGGUCAGUCAGUUUAUGAAACGCGCAGCUGAAUUAAACAAACAGAUCCACGAAAUCGCUGAUAAAAUAAACGACGCGUUACAAGCUGUUUAUCCGCGUAUCAAGAAGUCAUUUGAUGAAAUUUUACAUGCGGGUAUUGAAGUUACUGAUGCAGCUUCUAAAUUAGCCGCCACUUACAUCAAAGCAAUCCUGGACAUUGUCAACCAGCAUCAAAAAGAAAUUAAAGAAAUUAUUGGUUUGGUCAGCGAAUUGGUACACGAUAUUGCUAAAAUUGUGAUGAAAGGUUACGUACAAAUCGAACAUGAAGUUCAGAGCUUCAUUAAACUGACGACCGAACAAAUUCAAGCUCUGCCGGUUUAUGAAAUGAUCAAGGAAAAGUAUCAGGAGUUGAUCAAGUUCAAAAUACCGGAUGCGAUAUUGAUGCCUAUUGAAGAAGCAUUCAAUCAAUUGAAACGCAUGCUACCCACUGAAGAGCUAAGAGAAUUCUUCAAUGCACUGUACAGCUACAUCAUGAAGCACUUGAAGCACCAGAAAGUUGACGAUGGAACUGAAAUUAAAAACAUAUAUGGCCACGCCGUGGAAGCUACUUAUUCAGUCAUAACAUUACUUAAGAACCGCGGCAAUACUGAUCAAUUCUUAGGACUCAUUGACAUCAGAUUGCCGAGUUAUCUAGGUUACGUUAAAGAUCUACCCGGGGUUCCGAUCUUGAGAGUCUCAUUGAUCAAUUUAAUACGCAACCACGAAUUGCCAUCUAUUAUGGAUGUUUAUCAUGCGUACCGUCCAACUUUGUACCCCAGUGACAUCAUACCGCCUUUCAGUAAGACCGGAAUCGUCGUCGAGGGUGGACACUUUUUCACAUUCGACGGCCGCCAUCUUACACUGGCUGGUACUUGCGACUACGUAUUGGCUCAGGAUACUCGUGAUGGAAACUUCUCAGUCGUCGGUACCUUCAACAGCGGCAAGCUUAUCAGUGUUACUAUUACCGCUCCUGGUGAAAGUAUUACUCUUAAGAAUAAUGGCAACAUCCUGGUUGAUAAUAAGCCAGCAGAAUAUCCAGCAAGUACUAAAAACUUACAUGCAUUCCUUACACUUCCAAUUGUCAACGUUAAAUCAGAUUACGGUGUUCAUGUCGCAUGUAGCCAGAAGGCACCAAUGAUUUGUAGUGUACGAGUAUCUGGAUUCUAUCAUGGUAAACUACGUGGUAUAUUUGGUGAUGCUGAUAACGAACCUUAUGACGACUUUACUUUACCUUCUGGUCAUAUAACGGAGAAGGAGGACGAGUUUGGAAAUGCAUAUAAAUUAAAUCCCGGAUGCGCAGCAGCACCCGCGGUAGACCAUCAUCACCAUCAAAGAAACCCCAAGUGCACGGAAUACUUUUCUGGGUCAUCGUCAAUGAGUUCUUGCUUCAAUUACGUUAACCCUGGAAUUUAUCGACAGGCUUGCGACCACGCAAUGAGUGCUGAUACACCACGUGCGGCUUGUUUAAUAUCCGCUGCUUACUACGCUGCUUGUCGUAAAGAACGUGUCUAUAUUGCGAUACCCGCUGACUGUGCGAGCUGCAAAGUUGGAAAAGAUGAAAUAUCCAUAGGGAAUACUUUCAGUGUAAAGAUACCCAAGAAAGAGGCUGAUAUUGUUUUUGUCGUCGAACAGGAUAGUAAAAAUGAAAAAGUUUUCCACGAGCUUAUUGUUCCGAUGAUCGCAGAGUUGAAGACUGAGUUGGGACAACAUGGAAUCACGGAUGUUCAUGUCGGACUUAUUGGAUUCGGCGAGCACAUGAAGUGGCCCCAGCACUACACAACCGGUGGUAGCAUAAAUAUCGAUGGGGAUGUCAAGAACAUUAACUUUAGCCCAAGCACACCGCUAAUAAGUCUAGAAGAGGCUAAAGAGGGUGAUGCAAAAACACGUCUCAAGUACGCUAAGCAGAAACUUGACAUUGAAUUGGGCACUUUUAAACUCACUGAUGCUUAUGAGGAAGCUAUUCAUUAUCCAUUCCGUGCCGGCGCCGUCAAGGUUGUCGUUGGUGUAAUCGCUUCUCCUUGUGAAAAGAGCCCGCUUCCUCUUUCACUUCAGCACUUGCGGCUGUUCAUGGGCGAAAAGAUUUACCGCGACUUGGGAGCGACUUAUUAUCACGUCGGUUAUCUUAAUGACAUUUUAGUGUCAGGUAAACCCCAGAAAAAUGUCGUAGGAUUUGAUGCCGAGUCUGGGUACACAUUUGCUGACAAUAAAAAGAAACCACUUGAAGGAAGCAUUGAUAAAAAUAAUCUGGUUCUUACUAAUAAAGAUGUUUGCGCUGGAUUUGCUGUUACUUCCGGAGGUGCAGCCUUCAGUUCAAACCAUUUCUUAGACGCAAAACCAAAUCAAAAGAAACAAUUUAUGCAGAUAAUGGCGCGUCGAUUGGCCGAGGGAAUUACCGAUACUGAAUUACAGGAGGAUUGUGUAUGCAAACAAAUGUUUGGACUUGAUGGACACAGUUACUGUAAAAUAGUAGGCCGCAAAGAAUCAGCAAAACACACAAAAAGUGGCUCGAAAAAAUAAAUUUAAUUUAAAAUAAUUGAAUACAAAACAAAAAUAAUUAAUAAAUAUCUUCUGAUUGGCUCUAAUGGAGAUGUUUAAAAAUAAUAAUAAUAACGAUAAUAAUAAUAAUAAUAAUAAUAAUAUUAAUAACUAUGAUAAUUAAUUUUUUUUAUUAUACUUUACUGAUAUACUAAAUAUAGAAUCUGACGAUGGCUUCUGUAUUGCGGCGGAAGGAUAAUUUGUUUUUUUUUUUUAAUUAUUAUUUUAAAUUAAAAAAAAAGCGCUCUUGUACGAUACAACUAUGUAGAUUAUGUCUCAUUUUGUGAAUAUCUAUAAUAAAAAUCUAUAUAAAUA